Messenger RNA from Gongylonema pulchrum, 705 nucleotides. The record is from the annotation of a GenBank genome assembly. Lineage: Eukaryota; Metazoa; Nematoda; Chromadorea; Rhabditida; Gongylonematidae.
AAAAGUGCUUCUGGUUCUUCGCAGAGUGACCGCUCAGAGCAAGAAGAUUCUGAAAUUCUGACCAUCCCCAUCAAAGUAACAGGAGAGCGUGAAGUUUACCUUCAGGAACUUGAAGCUGAAGACGAGACUGCUCGGCGUGUAGAAGCGUGGACGGAUUCAACAGAUGCGGAGGAUGAGCCUGCAAAAGUUACAAGGCGGAAUGAAGCAGAAGCUGGAGUGACUGAGGCUCCCAGUUAUGCGCAAGCUUUCGUAGAUACAUACCUUGUUGAGUUCCCGGAAAUCGCAGAACCGUCUCGAGAAAACCCUGCACAGUUAUCCGAAUGCGUUGAGGCAGUACAAACAGACUUCCAGUUUCCAGUCAAAGAUAUCCAAAAAAUUGUUGCCGAAUACGAAAAGUUCGACCAAAAUAGUGAAACUGCUUACACUCUUGACAGCUCCGAGACGCCGUACUCCACGCGGCCGAAGCCGAAUCCAGCACCAGCAGAACGAAUCGAAUUCGAACAAGUCCACCCCCUACUACAUUGGACGGCAGAAUCUGAAUCGGAAAAAGCCCUCGAACCAUCCGCCAAAAUGGUACCACCAAAUAAAGCCGAAUCUGCACAAAUCCCGGAUCCAUUCGGCAUCCCGGUGCAACCAGUCAGAAUUAAGACCGUAGCAAUCCCCAAACCACCCCAAGACGAUCGACACAGGCACAAUCACGGAUGA